Lontra canadensis (Northern American river otter) is the source of this 1120-nucleotide messenger RNA. RefSeq lists its product as uncharacterized. The record is from RefSeq and is a predicted model, not a curated record. The transcript is spliced from 2 exons. NCBI's taxonomy places the organism in Eukaryota, Metazoa, Chordata, Mammalia, Carnivora, Mustelidae. Bases 236 to 976 code for a protein of 246 amino acids.
AGAGUGGGGUUGAGGGUUUGAGGAGAGUGGGAAAGGUAUCAGAUAUUCCUUGUUGAAUCUGCUGAUAGACUACUGGGGAUCUGAAUCCAGGAACAGACAGAAGGCAAAGGACAGAUCAUGACACAAAUAUCACCAGGGCCCUGGCUCCUGACCCCAUACAAACUCUCCCCUCUACGAGGUGCCGUGGAGAGUUCUCCUGGUCUCGGAUUCCGUGAUCCGUUGAGGGUCUGAAGAGAUGGCUGCAGCAGCAAUAGCUGGACUGAUCCCUGUGCUACACUCGGUGGCUGGUGACAAAUCCAGCUACUACAUUGGGCGACAGCUGUGGUUUGGCUUCAUUGCGGUGUAUGGAGUGGUGGUGUACGUGGUGCGCAUGCCCUGGGCCUCCGUCCAUGAAGAUUUCUGGUGCCACGGCAACAUCACCAAUCCUUGUUUGAUUGAGUGUUUCGAAAAACGUUUUAGAAGUCCUGUAGUGGGAAUUUGGUACUUCUUUUUCUUUAUAUUUUUGGCCCUUUUCUUCCUCAUGGAAUUCUUCAUGGCUCAGAUUCGGCACAAGCAGAUCAAAGUCAAAUUAGUGGAGUCAGUGGCAAGUGAAAUGGAGGAAGGCUCCAUGGUGGGGAUCCAGGAACAUGUCCCUUCCCCGAAGAAGUCCAUCCUGAACUUCCACCAGGAGAAGAUGCUUUUGCUUUUGUACCUUCUUUACUUCCUCCUGCAGGUUGGUGCACAGUGCGUGUUUUCUUUCCUUCUCAUGUUCCAACACCUGCCCCUGGUGAACCAAGCCAUCAAUCACUGCAGCACGGACAGCUGCCCCGGGCCCUAUUUCUGCCUGAUCAGGGGUACUAUGGAGAAGCGAAUGUCAAUCUACACCCUUGUCACCUUGUCCUUCAUGAUCAUCCUCUUCUGCUCAGGUUUCUUCAUAUACAGCAUCCAUCAUUACCUGUUAAAAGGGAUUGCCAGUGCUAAGUUUUGGCUUGACUAAUUUUGGAAGGUUUUAUUGUGAGUCUUUCCUCCCUUGCACUAGGAACUUUGUAUUCCUUUAAAUAUUGUGUCUGGGGCAGGGCUUCCUCCUGCUAACUUUCUUUGCUUUAGUCCUUCAUGAAAUAAACCUUGGAUGUUCUGUUUC